CUUGUCCACGAGGGAUCUUCGGCAGCAUGAAGGAGGCUCCGGGCCCCGAGGACGCGCGCCGAGCGCUGGGCCGCCUGCUGGAGGCGGUGCUGGCGAGCCGCGCCGAGGCCAACGCCGUGUUCGACAUCCUGGCCGUGCUCCAGUCGGAGCGCCCCGAGGACAUCCAGGAAGCGGUGCGCGCCUGCAGACGGCUUUUCGGGGCCCUGCUGCAGCGCGGGGAGCUGUUCGUGGGCCAGCUGCCCCCCGAGGAGAUGGUCCUGGCAGGUUCCCAGGGGGCCACCCGGAAGUACAAAGUGUGGAUGAGACACCGUUACCAAAGCUGCUGUACCCGCCUGGGGGAGCUUCUGGCCCACCCCUCCUUUCAGGUCAAGGAGUCCGCCCUCACUGUGCUCAUGGACUUUGUGCGGCUGGAAGGAGCGCACCCGCUGGAGAAGCCCAAGUGGGAAGGGAGCUACCUGUUCCCUCGGGAGCUACUCAAGUCGGUGGUGCGGGGCCUGCUGUCACCUGAAGAGGACCGCACACUGCUCCUGUCCCACUUCCGGUCCUACCUGGAGUAUGACGACAUCCGCUACCACACCAUGCAGGCGGCCAAGGAAGCAGUGGCCAGGGCUACUGAUGGGCACCCCACAGUGCCGCUCGCUUUCUGGAACAAUGUCUUCGCACUGCUGUCUUCCGUGAGCCUGCCACGCCAGGAGAGCACCCAAGUCAACCUCUACGUGCCCCACACAGAGCCCUCAGAAAAGUGGAAGGUUGUUCACCUAAAGGAACACCGGAAGGCCUUCCAGCACAUGUGGCUCAGCUUCCUCAAGCACAAGUUGCCCCUGAGCCUCUGCAAGAAGGUUCUGGUGAUGAUGCACGAUGCCAUCCUGCCUGGCCUGGCCCAGCCCAGCCUCAUGAUCGACUUCCUCACGCGUGCUUAUGACGCAGGAGGUGCCAUCAGCCUCUUGGCUCUCAAUGGACUUUUUGUCCUGAUCCACGAUCACAACUUAGAGUACCCUGACUUCUACCGGAAACUCUACGGUCUCCUGGACCCAUCCGUCUUCCAUGUCAAGUACCGUGCCCGCUUCUUCCACCUGGCAGACCUAUUUCUGUCAUCCUCCCACCUGCCUGCCUACCUGGUGGCAGCCUUUGCCAAGCGCCUGGCCCGCCUGGCCCUGACGGCGCCCCCUGAGGCCCUGCUUAUGGUCCUGCCCUUCAUCUGUAACCUGCUGCGCCGCCACCCAGCCUGCCGCGUCCUGGUGCACCGCCCACAUGGCCCCCAGCUGGACGCUGACCCCUAUGACCCCCAAGAGGAGGACCCAGCCAAGAGCCGAGCCCUGGAAAGUUCCCUGUGGGAGCUGCAGACACUGCAGCAGCACUAUCACCCCGAUGUAGCCACAGCUGCCAGUACCAUAAACCAGGCCCUAGCAGUGCCCGAGGUCAGCAUCGCGCCACUGCUGGAGCUCAGUGCCUUCGAGAUCUUUGAGCGAGAACUGAAGAAAGCACCGAAGUCAGUCCCGUUGGAGUAUCUCCCAUCCCAGGGCCUGCUGGGCCGCAAGGACCAGCUCUGCGCCCAAUUCUUCACGCUCGACUGACGCGGCCCCCACCUCCGCAUCAUUGUUCCAGUCCUAGCUCCGGAUGCCCCAUCAGCCUGCAGCCCCUGAUCUCUGCUUUGGCUCAACCAGAGGCUUCCCCAGGCGGACAUGGUAUGGGGCCAAAUGCUGCCAGUGGAGCCUGCCCAGGGGACACAGGCCACCUUGUCACUCACAUCUGGAACCCUUCCCCACACCCAGCUGCUUCCAGCCUAUGAUAUCAUUCUCAAGAUAAGUCCAGCUCAGAGCAGCUCGAGCUCUGGGCGGUGACAUCCAUCAAGACCCGCCCUGACCAUGUUUUGUGAGACAGAGUCUGCCCUUGGCCCACAGCUCUUUACCAGCAGAGGAGAGGGGGCUGGUACUCCAGUUUCCAGCCUUCAAGAGCCCAGCUGUAAAUGGGGAA
Molecule: messenger RNA, 1974 nt
Organism: Suncus etruscus (white-toothed pygmy shrew)
Lineage: Eukaryota; Metazoa; Chordata; Mammalia; Eulipotyphla; Soricidae
Gene: NOC4L
Product: nucleolar complex associated 4 homolog
Exons: 15
Coding region: 27-1574 (515 amino acids)
Biological process (GO): ribosome biogenesis
Cellular component (GO): small-subunit processome; Noc4p-Nop14p complex; nucleolus
Source: RefSeq, a predicted model, not a curated record